Messenger RNA from Psilocybe cubensis, 1062 nucleotides. RefSeq lists its product as uncharacterized. Gene Ontology annotation, cellular component: nucleus; chromatin. The transcript is spliced from 2 exons. Gene Ontology annotation, biological process: mitotic sister chromatid cohesion. The record is from RefSeq and is a predicted model, not a curated record. Lineage: Eukaryota; Fungi; Basidiomycota; Agaricomycetes; Agaricales; Agrocybaceae. Gene Ontology annotation, molecular function: protein-lysine-acetyltransferase activity. The coding region runs from base 1 to 1062 and encodes 353 amino acids.
AUGAGCUCCUCAAAAGUACAACGCACCUAUGGCUCACGCAAUCAAAACCUCAAACAUCGUACUCCACACUCUUCUAGCACCUCCGCACUUACAUCUAGUCCUCCUUCCACGCCACCACCCUCUAGGUCAAGCAAGCGUGGUUUCGCGGAAACACUAAGCACAGAGGAAAAAAAGACCAAAGCACCCCUCUUCUCACCAUAUAAGAAGACCAAACACGUCGGGACAUCGACGACGUUGAAGUCCAAGUCAAAACCACCACCCAAGUCGACGAAGAAGUCAGAUCAAAAAACAUUAACCCAACUGCACUUCAAUAUCGACCGUUCUGUUUUACGCAAAUGCCCUUUGUGCGACUUAUCAUACAUUAAGGGCGCGUUAGACGACGAAGCACUUCACAAAGCACACUGCUUACGCGUGCAGCAAGAAUUAGAAUGGGGUCGUGAAGAAGAAAAGGAUCGGAUGCGAGGAACGGAAAACAUUGUUGUGGACGUGAAAAGUUGCAUUAAGCUGCGAGGUAUGAAGGGAAAAGGCAGAAUCAUUUGUCUGCCAGCGGAUCCUGGAGGGAAACUAGGGACCAAGCUUUCUGCUCUGUAUAAAGUCGUCAACACCACCCUUUCAUCUCCAGAACUCUCUCACAAUGUCCUACAAUCCUCAAAAGCGUAUCUUUUUCUAGUGCCCCAUGACACACAGAAGAAUCGAGAAAAGAUUGUCGGGUGUGUGAUCGCCCAACGAAUUUCCUCUGCCAUGGCUGUGAUUAAGAAAUGCGAUGCGCUUUCAACUGACACAUCGAGCGCCCUCGUGCUCGUGGACUCGGAUACCGGCCUAUUCUGCUCACCUGAGCUUCUUCCGACAACCAUGGGCAUUCCUCGCCUCUUCGUUUCCCAUUCCCACCGUCGUCUAGGCAUUGCCAGAGCGCUUCUGGACGCGGCUGCUGCAACCUUUAUACACGGCUGCCCGCUUACCCCCGAUAGCGGUCAGAUUGCGUUCUCUCAGCCUACAGGGAUGGGUCAGAAGGUAAUGGAGAAUUGGGGAAGGGGUCACAUUCGAGUUUAUGAGGAAGAUUAG